This is a messenger RNA of Heterotrigona itama, 3654 nucleotides long. NCBI's taxonomy places the organism in Eukaryota, Metazoa, Arthropoda, Insecta, Hymenoptera, Apidae. The record is from the annotation of a GenBank genome assembly.
AUGCGCCAUGAAACCCUCGACCGGCCGAACCUGGCCUCUCGUAAAAAAAUCCGCAGAGCGUUCUCUUCGAAGAGUCAUUCUCGACCAUCUCGUCGUUCGAACGAAUGGAAAGAGGCACCACCGAUCCCGCUUUCCCACGAGUGUGAAGAGGUACGCGACGACGAUCUUCCUAUGCUCGUCGUUGCUGCCCCGACUCUGCGAGCACUCUAUCCUGGAAACGAGAACAAAUUCGUUUUGUUCCCCGACUUUUCAGAACGAGACGAGAAUCGACCGAAAAUGAGCGAUUAUGGAUACGACAGUAGAGGAUACGACAGCAGAGGUAGGGAACGACAGAGGCGAGGAGCAAGCAGAAGUGACGAAGACGAUCCCGAGGAACGAAGAAAUAUCUUGCAGCGUUUGGAUAGCAUACAAGACCCCGGAAAGCGUUAUCUCCUCCGAGACUGCAUAGGUUCUGGCGUGUGCGGCGAUGUGUACGAAGCGAUCGAUCAACAAGCCGGGAACAAAAGAGUCGCGGUGAAGGUGCAGAAACUCACUCCGGAAUCGCAAUCUCUGAUCAUCGAUGAGUACAAGAUUCUUCGUGACUUCGGGUCUCAUCCGAAUCUGCCAGACUUCUACGGGAUUUAUCGCAGAAGAUCUGGCAAGAAGACCGAGUACGAUCAAAUAUGGUUCAUCAUGGAGCUCUGCGAAGGUGGGACUGUGAUGGAUCUGGUGCACGGGCUUCUAGCCAAGGACAAGAAAAUGCGCGAGGAGCACAUCGGUUUUAUCUUGCGGGAGGUGAUCCAGGCAAUGGUUUAUCUCAACGAGCACAACGUGAUGCACCGUGACAUACGCGGCAAUAACAUUUUACUGACCAAAGAGGGCGACGUGAAGUUGGUCGAUUUCGGGCUAUCGAAGAUGUAUCAGAGUGAAAUGGGGAAGAGGUACACGUGCGUAGGAUCGCCGAGUUGGAUGGCACCGGAAGUGGCCAUCAGCAAAGGGAACAGUUCCGAAGGAUACGGGAGCAGAGCGGACGUCUGGGCGAUCGGUAUCACGGCGAUCGAGUUAGCUGACGGGAAGCCACCGUUUCAAGACAUGUACCCGACCAGAGCGUUGUUCCAGAUCGUUCGAAACCCACCACCGAAUUUGUACAGGCCGUCCAACUGGUCGCAAAAUUUCAACGAUUUCAUCGCCGAGUAUGUUCAAACGCUAUACAUAUUUUCUACGUCGUCGACGCCCGAUCAAUGUCGUUCAAUGUCGUUCCAGAUGUCUCGAGAAAAAUCCCGAGAACAGGCCGUUUAUGGCGGAAAUAGCCGAGCAUCCAUUCUUAGCGGAUUUGCCGGAGGAGGAUUUUCUGGUAACGCAGUAAAACGAUUUUUCUGGAAUAGCCCUAGUAUCCCAAAUAGAAAAACUGGCGAAAGAAAUCAAGAUAUUAAUGAUGGACGCCGGUGUGAAAGGCAAAUACGAGAGGAGACCGGAAGUAAUAGUGCGAAAAGGUCUGCUGAAGGUAACGUUUUGAGUAAACAGACUCAUCAAACCGAUCCUUUGGAGCCUAUGUUCAUGGAGGAUUUGGCUGCGCUCGAAGUGCUCACGGAGGACGCGAUUUUGGACGAGCUGCACGAGAGACUACGGCAAGGUUACUUCCACAGCUUCAUUGGCGAUAUCCUUUUGAUUUUGAAUCCGAAUGAGAAACAAGACAUUUACGGAUCCGAUUAUCACACGAAAUACCAAUUCAAGUCGCGUUCGGAUAACGCGCCUCACAUAUACUCUGUAGCCGACAGCGCCUAUCAGGACGUGCUGCACCACGAGGUGGUCCAGCAUAUUUUACUAGCCGGCGAGAGCAAUUCGGGGAAAACGACCAACAUGAUGCACCUCGUUCAGCAUCUCAUGUACCUGGGGAAAAGCCUUCAAGACAUCGGUGCGAGAUUAAUGCGAGCUAUCAAAAUGAUUCACGCUUUCAGCAACGCCGCCACGCCGCUCAACACCAAUUCGACCAGAUGCGUGCUGCAGAUAGAGACCACGUAUGGAAGUUCCGGGAAAGCGUCCGGCGCCAUAUUUUGGCUGUAUCAGCUGGAAAAAUGGCGCGUUUCUACCCGCGACAGAUUGCGCGGCAACCUCGCCUUCGGUAGAUCUAAUCGUACGUUUAUCAAUUGGCCGCGGUGGCUACGAGAUCACCAGGUCUAUCUUCUCCGCAGAAAUCAAUCGAAUUUUCACGUGAUGUACUACUUUUACGACGGCCUCGACGCCACGAGCAAACUGAAACAGUAUCACUUGCCACCGGGCAGAAGGAUGCGGUACCUGAGGAUCAGCGAGAAAGGAACGGAGAGGAAACGAUCGUUCAAAGUUCGCAACGAUCCGCGCGGCAACGUGGCCAAGUUCGAAGAGCUGAAGGAGAAUCUAAGAGUCUUGGAAAUGGAGGAGUAUUGCGAGACGAUCUGGAGGAUAUUGGCGGCGAUCUUAAUACUGGGAGAAAUUCGUUUCGUCGAAGGUAACGACGGAGAGGCUGACAUGGACAACAACGACGCGGCCAACAGAGUCGCCCAACUUCUCAACCUCGAUGAAAAGAAAUUUAAUUGGGCGUUGCUUAAUUAUUGCGUGGUCGUGAAAGGGAACGCUGUACGAAGAAAGCACAGCUGCGAAGAAGCGAAAGAAGCGAGAGACGUAUUAGCUAACACGAUCUAUCAGCGGCUGGUCGACUGGAUAGUGAACACUAUCAAUUUCAAAUUUACGGUUACUCGUUCUCUAUUCGGUGACAAAUACGCGAUUAACAUAAUGGACCUGUUUGGAUUCGAGUGUUUCGCGGUAAAUCGACUCGAGCAGUUGGUGGUGAACACGAUGAACGAACAGAUGCAGUGUUAUUACAACCAGAGGGUAUUCGCUUGGGAAAUGCAAGAACAAGAAGAGGAAGACAUACCGAUACAGCGUUUGCAUUUUUACGACAACAAAGACGCGAUAGAUCAAUUGAUGAGCAAAGACAGAGGUUUAUUUAGUGUAAUCGACGAAGCAUCGAAAAAUAUGCUCGAUUAUCAAUAUAUCAUGAACAAAAUCCAACAACGAGCGGACAAUCUUUACAUAAAACCGGUGAGUUCUCACGAAUUUACCAUCGCUCAUUACACAGGAAAAUUGCUUUACGACGCUAGCGAGAUUGCCGAGAAGAACCGGGAGUUCGUCCCUCCGGAAAUGAUCGAAACGUUCAGGCAAUCCACCAUCGAAAGCAUGAAAGAGAUGUUCACGAAUAAACUGACGAAAUCUGGGAAUUUGACGGUUGUCGUUGACCAUCCAAAAAUCGCGGAGAAGAAGACGAGCAAAGGGAAAUGGGGCGCGCUGAUGCAGGAGACGUCGAAACCAAGGAAAUAUAACACCGCAUCCCGAGGGCAAUACUCCCAGACACGGAAAAUGAGAACCUGCGCGGCUACCUUUAAAUCCACCAGCCUUGAAAUCCUUAAGAACCUUUCGGCAGGUGGCGAAAGUGGUGGUAUCCACUUCAUCAGAUGUAUAAGAUCCGAUCUCGAAGGGGCGCCACGUAAUCCACUCGAAGUACCCUUCUCGAGUGCGUCGAUCUUUUCCCGUUACUACUUUCGUCACGUUGAAACACCCUCGAUUUCAGAUACCAAUUCCUGGCAUUCGACUUCGACGAGAACGUCGAUAUUACCAAAGACAACUGCCGAUUGCUACUGA